GAAAAAUUCCCUAAGGAUAGCUGUUUCAGCCCAAAUGGGCCUUCAGUGAACUCACCCAGAUUGCUUUCUGGGUGGGGUGGAGGGAGGAUGUCAGAGAUAACGUCUCCCAUUUGGGAAUAAUAAAGAGGGUUUAUUAGUUCCUGAUCUUUGAAGCAUCUGUGCUUCCCAAAUCACAGUCAUACUAUGGUCGUAGGCAUGACGAAUUCUGAGAGGUAAAGGCCCUAGUAUUUCCAGGUUCGGUGAUAAAACCACGCGUAGUGUGGCGUUCUGAUGAGCUGGGACGUCUUCCCAAGAUGAUGAAUAUGGGCUCAUUUUUCCAAGAUCACCCAUAGUCCGAAGCUGCGAGAGUGGGGUAUGGACCGUGGCGGGGGGAGGAUCCUUUUGGUUUGGGGAACUAUGGGACGCUGGAGUAUUGCCCAGCGUCCUCGGGACAACACCCAACUUUGCAGGGGAAAGGGGCCCAUCUUGUACAUCGCUGCUGCUUCCCGGACCCGGGCCUACGCACCACUCUUGCGGGGAUAGUAGAAACCUGUUUCUCUCCCCCCCCCCCGCCCAACCUCCCUAGCCGGAAACGUCGGCUAGCAACAGCGCUCGUUCCCAGGAUUCUCCUCGGCCCACAGGCCGCGAAUUCUCGCCCCUGUUCCCUCCGAGCGUUUGUCCAAUCAGAGCCAAGUAUUCGGGCUUUCCCCCGCCCUCCGCCGGGCAUGGUGACGCCAUUUCCGUCGCUCUCCCGGAAGUCAUCGCAGCGGAGCCAAAUUUGAAGUCAGAGGAGAGACGCGGGGAGCUUCGCCACCAAACUGGAUGUGUUUGCGGUUUCCUUGGCUACCUGGGCCGCCAGAGCUCAGUCGUGAUGCCCAUCCGUGCGCUCUGCACUAUCUGCUCGGACUUCUUCGAUCACUCCCGCGACGUGGCCGCCAUCCAGUGCGGCCACACUUUUCACCUGCAGUGCCUGAUUCAGUGGUUUGAGACAGCACCAAGUCGGACCUGCCCACAAUGCCGAAUCCAGGUUGGCAAAAGAACCAUUAUCAAUAAACUCUUCUUUGACCUCGCCCAGGAGGAGGAGAGUGUCUUGGAUGCCGAAUUCUUAAAGAAUGAACUGGACAAUGUGCGAGCACAGCUUUCCCAGAAAGAGAAAGAGAAACGGGACCAUCAGGCCAUUAUCGACACUCUGCGAGACACCCUGGAAGAACGCAAUGCCACUGUGGAAUCUCUCCAGAAGGCCUUAGACAGGGCCGAGAUGCUGUGCUCUGCUCUGAAAAAGCAGAUGAAGUGCUUGGAGCAGCAGCAUGACGAGAGCAAGCAAGCCCGCGAGGAGGCCCGCCAACUCCGGAGCAAGAUGAAGACCAUGGAGCAGAUUGAGUUUCUACUCCAGAGCCAGCGGCCUGAGGUAGAGGAGAUGAUCCGAGACAUGGGUGUGGGACAGUCAGCAGUGGAGCAGCUAGCUGUGUACUGUGUGUCCCUCAAGAAAGAGUAUGAAAAUCUGAAAGAAGCGCGGAAAGCCUCAGGGGAGCAGGCUGACAGGCUGAGGAAGGACUUGGCCUCCUCCAGGAGCAAGUUGCAGACAGUCUACUCUGAACUGGACCAGGCAAAGUUAGAGUUGAGGUCGGCCCAGAAGGACUUACAGAAUGCUGACAGGGAAAUCACGAGCCUAAGAAAGAAGCUAACAGUGUUGCAGCAAACCUUGAACCUGCCUCCAGUGGCCAGCGAGACUGUCAACCGCCUGGUUUUAGAGAGCCCAGCCCCCGUGGAGAUGCUGAACCUGCAGCACCACCAGCCAUCCUUCAGCGAUGAGCUUGGCCUCAAUGCCACCUUCGACGUCGAUACCCCCACAGCGCGGCCCUCCAGCUGCCAGCACGGCCACUCCAAGAAGCCCUGCCUUGAGAAGGCACACUCUCCUACCCAGGACAUCCUCAAGAAAAUUCCCACAGGCCCCAAGAAGGAGUCCCAGCUUUCACUAGGUGGUCAGAGCUGUGUUGGAGAGCCCGAUGAGGAAGUGACGGGUGCCUUCCCUCUCUUCAUCCGGAAUGCUGUCCUGGGUCACAAGCAGCCCAAGAGGGCCACAGCAGAGUCCUGUCACAGCACAGAUGUGGUAAGAAUAGGCUUCGAUGGACUUGGAGGCCGAACAAAAUUCAUCCAGCCUUCGGACACAGCCACUAUCCGUCCACUGCCUGUUAAGCCCAGAGCCAAGGCUAAGCAGAAAGUGAAGAUAAGGACUGAGCACGCUCCCUCUCAGGCCAAGCUGGAUGCCUUCCUGUGGCGGUGAGAGUCAUGUGAGCAGUGACCAGAUUCACACCUCCAGUUAGCAGGCCAAGACCUGGCCAGGCCAGGAGCCUUUCAGGGGAUGGCUUCUCUUCCCGGACCAGCCCUGAGAACAAGAGCAGACAAGUAGAGAGGGCAAGAGUAACACCCCAAAACUACUUCCUGCGCUCACUCUGCCCUAUGACACUGGACUUUACUUUAGGAGCUGACACGACCAGUUUACAGUUCCAGUGAGCAGGUUCAGAUUUUGUUCUAAUUUAUAUGACCAGAUGUGGCCAGGCUCCCGUGGACCUGUAGACUAGGGUCAUUUGCUGACUGACUUGUGUGCAUGAAAGUGCUUGAAGAUUCUCAGCCAGCCAGCCUGAGCUUCUGCCUGCCUCUGGCUUGCUGCUAGGAAUGGGGGGUGGUGAUAGGAAAGAGUGGGGGCAGAUUUCCAUGUAAAAUAAAAAAGCAUCUUUUCUUCCUGGCUCCGAGUAUAAAUUUGUACCAAGACUUUGGAAAACAGCAUGACUUUCUAAAGCAGGAAUGUCAGCUAGACUUAGACCUAACCGUUUUAUCCCAAGGCAUGUGCCUUGUCACAGGGCACAGGGAGACUAGCAAGAGUGACAUCACACCCGGUUGUGGUGGCACACACUUUUAAUCCCAGCACUUGGGAAGCAGUGGUAG
Messenger RNA from Jaculus jaculus (lesser Egyptian jerboa), 2925 nucleotides. RefSeq names its product TRAF interacting protein (gene Traip). Bases 851 to 2263 code for a protein of 470 amino acids. Lineage: Eukaryota; Metazoa; Chordata; Mammalia; Rodentia; Dipodidae. The record is from RefSeq and is a predicted model, not a curated record. The transcript is spliced from 15 exons.